CAGGUGAGCUACAGGGCGCGAGGGUGCGUCGGUGGCUGCCCACUGAGGCGCCAAGGGCAUUCACCCCCCCCGGGUCGUGGUUUUGUGAGCCGGAGACAGAGCUUAGAAAUCAGAUGACUGUCCCGUGGGGCAGGGUUCCUGGGGUGUCUGCGAGCCACUCGGCUGAAAUGACGUGGCCGGAGGAACUCGGGAGACCGCGCGCGGGUUUUCUGGUCAUUUUACUCAGCUUCUCUUUUCCAGGCGCAUACUGCGAGCUGGUGGUUUCCCCCGUCGGCCCUACCUGGGUCAACGCGAUAGCCGGCAGCAGCGUGACCCUGGCGGUGUCCUUCAGUGGUGCCCCCGACCCGGCGGUCACCUGGUUCAUGGGGGAUUUGCCCGUCGUCACGUGGACAAUUAACUCCGACACCCCCCCGGACGUCGCCCAACGCCACAGGGGGGUGCUGAGGAUGGAGAGAGAUGGGUCCCUGACUUUUGUCAACGUGUCGCUUGGCUACACCGGCGGCUACAGCACUGAAAUGACCAAGUCGGGACUGAAUAAAGCGGCGGCGAAUUUCACUUUGGAGGUGUUCGAAAACAUCCAGAGCGUGGAGCUGAGCGUGCAGCCGGAUUUCGUGAAAGAGGGCACUGAGCGGCUCACCCUGCAGUACAGCAUGUUGCGAGGAGUGGUUGAGAAGCAGAUGUGGUUCCUCAACGGCGGCGAGAUAAAACCCAGCUCGCGCUACUCGGUUGAGCAGAGGAGCCUUGUGAUCCUCAGUCCGAACCGAAGUGACACAGGACGGUACGCGGUGUUACUGACGAACCCCUUCAGCAGUGGGACAGCUCACGUGAAUGUCACUGUGCUGUAUGGACCAGAUGAGCCCGUCCUCGAGGCCCGUCCAGCUCAGCCUUUCUAUGUACCCGGGGACUCUCUGAGCCUCUUCUGCCAGGCUGAAGGAUUCCCACAGCCGACUGCCGAGUGGGCGUUUGGCGGUCAGACCCUUUCUGAUUCCCGCAAAGGCGUCCUAAAUCGAACAAAUGUACAGACCAGUCAAGGAGGCGUUUACACAUGCACAGUGUUCAAUGAGCAGACUACAGAGAGGCGCCAAAAGAGCAUGAUUUUAAAUGUUUACGAGAAGCCGGCGGGCAACCCGAUGUGCUCGGUACGGUCGGCUAAUGUGAACGCCGACCUGCAGUAUCACUGUCGGUGGUCGGGGGGAACCCCACAGGCCCAGCUGUCUUUCCCAGCACUGAGCGACACCAGCAGUGGAGCAGGGAACUUCAGCCUGACUGUCACCGCCUCAGAUUACUUCAACGGGAAAACCGUCACGUGCGUGGCAGUCCACCCAGUUGAAGAGAAUAAGUGCAAUGUGACUGCGAGUGGUCCAGUGGAGUUCCUCCCAGCUGUGAGAACGACAGUUGACUCUGAGGGCAAAAUAGUGGUCGCUAUCCACUGUGUCAGUGAGGCCUCGCCCAAGGCUGUGGUGUCAUGGUCCAAAGGCAGCGAGGCUGUCGCCAGCGGGACAACAUACCAGAUCGGCAGCGACACGGCACAGCUCAAGAUUCGGGACUACAAUGUCAGCUACUUUCUCCUCCAAAACUACACCUGCACCUGCCGCAACCCACUGGGCAGCCAGAGAAGGGAAAUACAGUUAGGAGGGCCGUCGAUCUCGGAUUCCAGUUUGUUCCCUAAUCAAGAUGGAACCAUCAUCACAUUGACCUGGGAGGUCCCGCCCACCUCUGUUGUUACAGGGUUUGACAUCCAGAUGAAAGGACCAGAGCUCCUGAGCGAAAACCGUAAUGGCAGCCAAACCAGAGGCACCUCAAACACAUAUCGCACCAUCCAGCAGAAACCUGGCUCCGCUCGGAGUGCGGACAUCUUUGCGCUCAAUCCCAGCUUGACGUACCGGUUUCGGGUCAUCCCCAAAGCUCGUAUGACUGAAGGAGAGCCGUCCGAGGUUCAUAGAAUCGGUCCAGGUGAAGGGCUGAGUGGUCCUGCCAUUGCUGGCAUUGCAGCUGGAAUCCCCUGCAGCCUUCUCUUCCUGCUCCUGCUGGGUGGCAUCAUCUACCUCUGCGUGUACUGCAACAAAAACAAAAGUCGGCAGACAAGAUAUCCAGUAUCCAGAGCAGUUGAGAAGGCAAUAACAACCCAGUCAGAUACAGCUCCUCAUAACCUGCUGACCGGAGGGCUGAAGUCCCAACCUGAUUACAACAGGUUUCAGCAGACUCCCUCUGAAAGAUCAGUGGCUCUCCCCACAUUUGUCGCUCCACCGCCUGUCAGAGUUGCUACAACUGUCUAAACUACAAAAUUGGUUUCGAUGUGUAUAUUUUUGUAUAGCAUUCUUUCAUUUUUAAAUUUUUUAAUCUGAGAUUUUCUAUAUUUGUAAUCGUUUUUUUUCUUUAAAACUAAAACAAGGAUUAAUGUCAUAAACCGAAAUAAAGCUCAGUUUUGUAACAAUAUUUAUUGAUAAAUAAAUUUAAGUUUUAAGUUAU
Messenger RNA from Xiphias gladius (swordfish), 2469 nucleotides. It is a transcript of the gene vsig10l, whose product is annotated as V-set and immunoglobulin domain containing 10 like. Lineage: Eukaryota; Metazoa; Chordata; Actinopteri; Istiophoriformes; Xiphiidae. The record is from RefSeq and is a predicted model, not a curated record. The transcript has 12 exons. Gene Ontology annotation, molecular function: protein binding. Bases 114 to 2276 code for a protein of 720 amino acids.